AUGACACGCGCCGAAGGGCAAUUUCUGGUAGAUUGGGAUGAUGGCGAUAACGACCCGCUAUGUCCAAGAAGCUACAGUAAGAUGAGAAAGUGGUUAAUCACCAUGGUGGUUUCACAAAUGGCGCUCUGCAUCACAUGUGCGAGUUCUAUUUACACUUCAACAUACACCAACUUGGAGGCCGAAUUUCACAACUCGAGGAUCGUCUCGACUCUAGGACUGUCAACUUUUGUCCUCGGUUUGUCGCUAGGGCCGAUGCUCUUCAGUCCUCUCAGCGAGUUUUAUGGGCGGAGGCCUAUCUACUUGAUCUCGUCCACUUGCCAUUUGCUUUUUCUGAUCCCCCAAGCAACAGCAAGAAACAUCGCCACAUUAGUUGUCCUUCGCUUUUUGGACGGGUUCUCAGGGAAUUUGUUUUCAAACGACGAAUUGCAAGCGCCCAUGCUGUUAUUUUCCAUCUGUCCGUUCAUUGGACCAAGCCUAGGACCCUUAGUCGGUGGGUUCAUCAACUAUUAUACCGGGUGGCGCUGGACAUUCUACGUCCUCAUAAUGUGGUCUUUUGUCCUAGAGCUGGGAAUUGUCUUUCUUGUCCCCGAAACUUAUCAUCCCAUUCUCUUAAGGAACAAGGCUCGCAAUCUUCGGAAAGAAACCGGGGAUGAUCGUUGGAAAGCACCUUCGGAGAUGCAUUCCAAAUCUGUGCUCGGUGCAGUUGGGAUAUCGUUAUUGCGGCCCAUUCAGCUCCUCGUUUUCGAGCCAAUGUGUCUUUCUCUUUGCCUAUUCUCGGCUUUGCUACUUGGCAUACUAUACUUAUUCUUUGGAGCGUUCCCUCUUGUUUUUAGAGAGACUUAUGGCUUCAAUCUCUAUCAGAUUGGCUGUAGCUUUCUGGGGAUCUUGGUUGGUAUGCUGCUGGGUAUUGCCACCGAUCCGGUAUGGCAUAAAGUCAGGAUAAGACUCAUGUUGAAGAACAAGGGCCAAGGCGAAAAUGGAGAUGGCAGCGAGCCUGAGUUCCGACUUCCACCCGCUAUGUUCGGUUCCAUUCUUGUUCCAAUGGGAAUUUUCAUUUUUGGUUGGUCUAUGUAUCCUUGGGUGCAUUGGAUAGUUCCCAUCGUUGGGACAGCAAUGUUCGGGGCUGGAAACAUCCUUCUUUUCACUGGUAUCUGGACCUUUCUGGUUGAAGCAUAUCCCAGAUAUGCUGCCAGUGCGCUAGCUGCCAAUUCCUUUGUCCGUUGCUUGGCGGCUGCUGCAUUCCCGCUGUUUGGAAAUCAGAUGUACGUGAGGCUCGGGUUUCAAUGGGCCUCGUCACUUCUGGGCUUCUUGGCCAUUGGAAUGAUGGUUUUUCCUUACCUAUUCUUCAGAUAUGGAAAGCUUAUUCGGGGCAAGAGUAAGUUUGCCGAUGCGUCGACCUCUCUGUAA
Molecule: messenger RNA, 1407 nt
Organism: Colletotrichum scovillei
Lineage: Eukaryota; Fungi; Ascomycota; Sordariomycetes; Glomerellales; Glomerellaceae
Product: major facilitator superfamily transporter
Exons: 7
Coding region: 1-1407 (468 amino acids)
Biological process (GO): transmembrane transport
Molecular function (GO): transmembrane transporter activity
Source: RefSeq, a predicted model, not a curated record